Procambarus clarkii (red swamp crayfish) is the source of this 633-nucleotide messenger RNA. RefSeq names its product small ribosomal subunit protein uS11-like. Lineage: Eukaryota; Metazoa; Arthropoda; Malacostraca; Decapoda; Cambaridae. Gene Ontology annotation, biological process: translation; ribosomal small subunit assembly. Gene Ontology annotation, cellular component: cytosolic small ribosomal subunit; ribosome. Gene Ontology annotation, molecular function: structural constituent of ribosome. The record is from RefSeq and is a predicted model, not a curated record.
UAUAAAUUUUGUAAUAUAUUUUAUAAGAGUGUGGCGGGUUGGGUAGAGUUGUGGUCGGUCUAAACAGUUCCAGCACUCUUCCUUUCACAGAGUUACCCUAGUGGUUGCGGUGCUGCCCUCACCCUCCAUCAUCUUAAUCGGUAAAACAUGGCUCCCCGUAAAGGAAAAGUUCAGAAGGAGGAGGUGCAAGUCCAGCUUGGCCCACAAGUGCUUGAUGGGGAAAAAGUAUUUGCUGUGUGUCACAUUUAUGCCAGCUACAACGACACAUUUGUACACGUGACUGAUCUGUCUGGCCGUGAAACCAUUGUCCGCAUCACUGGAGGACAGAAAGUGAAGGCAGAUCGUGACGAGUCUUCGCCUUAUGCUGCUAUGUUGGCUGCUCAGGAUGUUGCAGAGAAAUGUAAAUCCCUGGGUAUCAAUUGCUUGCACAUUAAGAUCCGUGCCACUGGUGGCAACAAGACAAAGACUCCGGGACCUGGAGGGCAGUCUGCAUUACGAGCUUUAGCCCGUGCUGGCAUGAAGAUUGGUCGCAUUGAGGAUGUUACUCCAGUGCCCUCUGACAGUACACGCAGGAAGGGAGGUCGCCGUGGUAGGCGUCUGUAGUUCUAUUGCUAAAAUAAAUUUCAUCAUAUA